Molecule: messenger RNA, 3134 nt
Organism: Sinocyclocheilus rhinocerous
Lineage: Eukaryota; Metazoa; Chordata; Actinopteri; Cypriniformes; Cyprinidae
Gene: ebf1b
Product: EBF transcription factor 1b
Exons: 17
Coding region: 423-2234 (603 amino acids)
Biological process (GO): regulation of DNA-templated transcription
Molecular function (GO): DNA-binding transcription factor activity; DNA binding
Source: RefSeq, a predicted model, not a curated record
UCCUUUGGGAAGAGACACAAAUCACUUCAAUUUGAUCAAGAGAGCUACGGAUACAGCCUCCUCUUGAUUUAGCCACUUUUGAAUAUCUUUUUUGUUUUUUGUCCUGACAAAGAAAAAUCGGAGAAAAAGAAGACAAGAGGAGAAAAGUUGUUAGGUCAUGAUGACAUUUGAUAUGAGAUCUGCUUGAUCGCACCAGCUGCUCCCAGGAAACAUUAUCAGCAGCACAGAAAAGACGACUUGCUUUUUGUUUCCACUUUGAGUCUUGGUGACACCGGGAUCUGUCCUGGUUUCCAAACUCCUUCCCAUCUCUCUCUCUCUCUUUCUUUCAAGCGCGCGCGCUCUCUCACUCUCUCUUUUACGCACGGGAGGUGGGCACCUGAGAACACUACCAACGGGAAGAGAGUGCGAGACAUCCCGGAUUCAUGUUUGGGAUUCAGGAGAGCAUCCAAAGGAGUGGGAGUAUUUUGAAAGAGGAGCCCAUCGGAGCCGGCAUGAACGCAGUCCGAACAUGGAUGCAAGGCGCCGGGGUGCUGGAUGCGAACACGGCCGCGCAGAGUGGAGUGGGACUGGCCCGGGCGCACUUCGAGAAACAGCCGCCCUCCAAUCUUCGCAAAUCCAACUUCUUCCACUUCGUUUUAGCCCUUUACGACCGACAAGGACAGCCGGUGGAAAUCGAGAGAACCUCUUUUGUCGGAUUUGUGGAAAAAGAGAAGGAGACUACAGGAGAAAAGACAAACAAUGGCAUACAUUACAGACUGCAACUUCUCUACAGCAACGGCAUCAGAACAGAGCAGGAUUUUUAUGUAAGGCUAAUUGACUCCAUGACUAAACAGGCCAUCAUAUAUGAAGGUCAGGACAAGAAUCCGGAGAUGUGCCGUGUGCUCCUGACUCAUGAAAUCAUGUGCAGUCGCUGUUGUGACAAAAAGAGUUGCGGGAACCGCAACGAGACACCCUCGGAUCCCGUCAUCAUCGACAGAUUUUUUCUCAAGUUUUUCCUGAAAUGCAAUCAGAACUGCCUGAAGAAUGCAGGAAAUCCACGGGACAUGCGGCGCUUUCAGGUGGUUGUGUCGACGACAGUAAGCGUAGAUGGACAUGUUCUGGCUGUUUCGGACAAUAUGUUCGUGCACAACAACUCGAAACAUGGCAGAAGAGCUCGGCGACUGGACCCGUCGGAGGGAACGCCGUCAUAUCUGGAGCACGCUGCACCUUGUAUCAAAGCCAUUAGUCCCAGUGAAGGCUGGACAACAGGAGGUGCUACUGUCAUCAUCAUCGGAGACAACUUCUUCGACGGGCUGCAGGUCAUCUUCGGAACCAUGUUAGUCUGGAGUGAGCUCAUCACGCCUCAUGCCAUCAGAGUUCAGACCCCUCCACGUCACAUCCCCGGGGUGGUAGAGGUCACGCUCUCCUAUAAGUCCAAACAGUUUUGCAAAGGCACACCAGGAAGAUUCAUCUACACAGCUCUGAAUGAACCCACCAUAGACUACGGUUUUCAGCGGUUACAGAAGGUGAUACCUCGGCAUCCAGGAGACCCUGAACGCUUGCCAAAGGAAGUGAUUUUGAAGAGAGCAGCAGAUCUAGUGGAAGCACUUUAUGGAAUGCCUCAUAACAACCAGGAAAUCAUUCUUAAGCGAGCAGCAGACAUUGCUGAAGCCCUGUACAAUGUGCCACGAAACCACAACCAGCUCACCGGCCUCACCAACAGCUCCGUCCAUGCAAGCAUGAUGGGAGUGAACUCCUUCACUGGACAGCUCGCCGUUAACGUCUCAGAGUCGUCUCAGGGUGGAAACCAGGGUUUCAGUCGUAACACGAGUAGCGUAUCACCACACGGAUAUGUGCCCAGUCCCACCCCUCAGCAGAGCAGUUACAGUACGGUAUCCACCAGCAUGAACGGCUACGGCAACAGCGGCAUGACCAACCUGACCGGCUCCCCGAGCUUCCUGAACGGCUCUGCCGCCAACUCGCCCUACGCAAUCGUCCCCUCCAGCCCCACCAUGGUCUCCUCCACCAACCUGCCCUCAAACUGCAGCAGCUCUUCUGGAAUCUUCUCCUUCUCUCCGGCAAACAUGGUUUCAGCUGUGAAACAGAAGAGCGCGUUCGCUCCUGUCGUUCGGCCCCAGUCCUCACCUCCACCUACAUGCACUAGCACCAAUGGGAACGGUCUCCAAGAUCAGUCUUUUGUCGACUCUAACAAGUACUCCACAGCCAGCGCGCUCCAGGGCCUGGCCUUCUCCUGAAUUAUCCCUGGAAUGAUUGUUCCUCCAAUGUAGGGUGCGUGGGUGUGUGUGUGUGUGUGUGUGUGUGCAGACGGAAAGAUGAAACAUACUCUUUCAUGCCACUGGUCUCACUGAGCGUGUGCAGAAUACUCCGGCGCUGGACUUGACCUCCUGGUCCUGUUCUGAAGGAUGAAAAACUACAAACUCAGGCCCUUUUUAAACACAAUCUGCUUUGAAACAAAAAGAUAUAGAGGAAGAACGAUUCGAGAAAAAUAUCGAACUGAACUGUUGUACCUCCCUGUUUUGAUGUUGAAAUUUGUACUCACCUUCUAGACACUUUUUAAGAUAAGGGGCGACAGCACAAAUGAUGCUCAGCCGCCCCGUCUACACUAUAACAUGAGAGGUCUAUUUAUUUUAAAAACGUAGUUAUUGAUUUGCCAUCAUAUUUGUGUGUUUCUGUGUGUACCAGCCUUUUAUGAAAUGAUACCUGACACAAUAUUGCAGUGGUUUCUAUUUACGAUUUUAGAUGAAAGAUUGCAGGUGAUUUAUGCGCAGUAAUGUCCCACUGAAUUUGUGAAAAUGCAUUUGAAUUUGAAGAACUGAAGUCAAUCAGUCUACAAAAUGCCAGCAAUGUAAACUCAUAUUAAAACUGCGGCUGUGAAAAAUUAAUUUAUGCCUUUUUUUUACCAUGGUUAAAAUCCAAUUCAGAGCUCAUUUCUUGAGUCUUGAUUUUCACAUUCAUAUUCCAUUUGUUGAUAUUAUGCUGCCUUCAAGUCCUUCUGGGAAGUUUUGAUUCGAAAAACAUUUGGUUGGGAAAAAUAGGCAUGUUUGGCAAUUUCAUAUUUCUCUCUUUUUAAACUUAAUGUUAAGCUUUUUAGCACCACUGCAACAAAAUUAAAGGGAUAGUUUUCUCAAAAAUGA